ACAACUCAAAAAUCAGAAUCAAGCCAGACAGUUCUCCUCCCAACAAAACAGUUUGCAAAAAUCUCCUAAGCAACAAAGGAUUAUUGUGUUUAGGAAUAAACUGGGAUACUAUUCAUCGAACACACAUAUCUACAAGAAAAUAGAUACAGUUCGCGGACGACAAAGGUUCGAUAUUAAGGAUUCCGGCAGUGAGGCGUAUUAAAUUUUUGAGAUGGCUGAGAUGAAAUCUGAAAUCGACAGCGACGGAGAACAGAACUAUUCUCUUGGUAGCAAUGUCGAUCCGAAGAAUAUGCAGGAACUGACGAUCUACGUUCAAAGUUUGCUGCAGAAUGUCCAGGACAAGUUCCAGACGAUGUCGGAUCAAAUCAUAACACGCAUCGAUGACAUGGGUUCCAGGAUAGACGAUCUUGAAAAGAGUAUUGCAGAUCUGAUGCAGCAGGCGGGCGUAGAAGGUUCCGAGAAGUAGAAGGCCAUUAAAAUCAUUGCAGCAGCAGGAAGUAAGUCAUAUUCCCAAUCAGCCCAACUCAUGGGUGGAAGCAAAAUAUGUAAUGCUUAUACGCACUUACGUUUAACGGUACACAUUAGUGAUUUGAUUUAAACAAAUAUAUUGAGGAAAUGUGACUCUCAUGGAUAUUCACACAUUUCUUUACAAAAGCGAAAAUUAUAUAUAUCUCGGUACGACUAGGUAUAAAUAUAAUUAACGCAGCAUUGAAGAUACAACACAUUUUUAUUAGUAUUUCCUUGGAAACAAAACAACAUAUGUAAAACCAUCACUAUCAUAAGCGAAGUAAACCAAAAAAAAGGACAUACAAAUUUAAAUAUAAAGCACAAUAAUUCA
Messenger RNA from Toxorhynchites rutilus septentrionalis, 838 nucleotides. Its product is annotated as heat shock factor-binding protein 1. Gene Ontology annotation, biological process: cellular heat acclimation. Lineage: Eukaryota; Metazoa; Arthropoda; Insecta; Diptera; Culicidae. The record is from RefSeq and is a predicted model, not a curated record. Gene Ontology annotation, cellular component: nucleus; cytosol. Gene Ontology annotation, molecular function: transcription corepressor activity. Bases 212 to 466 code for a protein of 84 amino acids. The transcript is spliced from 3 exons.